Fusarium proliferatum ET1 is the source of this 2133-nucleotide messenger RNA. RefSeq lists its product as uncharacterized. Lineage: Eukaryota; Fungi; Ascomycota; Sordariomycetes; Hypocreales; Nectriaceae. The record is from RefSeq and is a predicted model, not a curated record. The transcript has a single exon. The coding region runs from base 1 to 2133 and encodes 710 amino acids.
AUGGAACCCAACUCCUCCGAAACGAUCCGCGAGCUCCAUGGCGACCUACAGCGCAAAUGGAAAGCUCACGGUCCCAAAGUCGAUACUGCAUGGCGAUCAUUCAACAAAGCGCAGCGCGCCAAAUGCAUGAAGGCUGGAGCAGUGGAUGGACAAGUCCUGAAGCAUUCCCGAGAUGCGUCGCUAGGCAACGUCUGCAAGUUUAUUCCCGAGUGGAAUCUGAAGGACAUUACAGACCCGAACUCGGCCUUAUUCCUCGAUAUCCUCAAGCACCGUGCUACGAAAUCCCUGAGUGAGCAGUACCGCAGUGGUCACAACGGAACUGCUGGAGAUCUCGAUCUUAUCGAUGAGAUGGCACGAACCCGAAACUUGCGCCAUGUGAAUGAAUUCAAGAACUGCUUUACUCUCUUCGAUGAGAGCGAGUACGGAUUCUCUUUCCGUGUUCCCGCGGGCCAGAACGUCAAAGAAGCUUUAUCAGGGAUGGAGUCAGCCAUUCAGCAACGAUACAUCAUCCCACAGUCGUUGGGGGAGCUCAUUCUUCAGCGGCAACUCUACCUACUGCAGGCGCUCAACAUCAUGAUUGAGGAUAUUCUGGACCAAGGUUCCGAAACCCGAGAUCGAAGCCAGCUAGCCAAGAAUUCCAAGCCGCCAACCGCUCCCCUAUCCGACUCUAUCGGCAAGCAGGCAAGCGUCAAACUCAACCUCAAAGAGCUUUCCGCCAUUGCAUCCGACCAGAAAUCGUCUCUUGAAGAAUACCUGUCGCUUCUUCGCACAGAGCCCACCGUUCUUUGCGCCGGCGUCAACGUGCAGUUCUUCACUCGCCCUGAGCUUGUGCCUGACGAGAAAGGCCGAUCGCUACCAGUUCACACAGACAAAUAUGUUGGGCCUGCAGUCUUUGAAACAGUUCACAACGCGAUUCAAGGAAUCGCUAUCUGGGAAUCCAUCACUAGCCUGCUUGACCUCCUCGAGAAGCCAUCCAGCGAUAAGCUGUACAAGUCGACGAUCCUCCAAGAACUCUCUAAUUUGUGCCAUUUCGAGUACGCCCGCACUCAGGCCCUGUAUAAGCGCCGAGUCUCGACAGGAUCUGGAUCGAAGUGGUUCAAACGACUGUCUAACGUGUACGAUAAAGUAGGCAAUGCCAAAGUCUCGAUGAAGGGCAAGCCGGAGGAACUUACGCGCUCUGAUCCUCAGCUACACUACUUAUUGCGACUCUGUCAACCGGAAACAACCGUCACGAAAGCCGUGGAGUGGAUGCAAAAGCUCAGUGACCUCUACAGGGCCCAUCCCUUGGAACGAGAAAGGCUCCAGGACAGGGAGUCUCGUACACUUUAUGAUAUGGCUGCAAUCAUCGCCUUCGUCCAGGAUCUUUCCGCUGUGUAUUCGCUUCCCUCAUCAUCGCGCAAGAAGUGUACUGUGCUAGUUGCUGGGCUGCAAGACGUUGAUGCUGAGCUUGAUCAGAUCAAGAAAGAAGUUGAUCUGCGCGACUAUGCUGCCCCAAUCGACAAUCUUCUUGAACCUGGCGUGUCUGAUAGAGCACUGGAAGCUCUUGAUCAGUUCGUCAUCGACAAAACCGGCACCCAGAUGGGCUCUCUGUACCAAGAUGAACUGGACAAGGCAUUCCGGAAUAUCGAAGAACAGUACCAACAGGCCAAGGAUAAGUCAAGCAAGGAUAGCAAGGCGGAUUUCGUCCCCAUCGACACCACUCCAGUAGACGCAAAGGAGAGAAUCGAGACUCGAAGACAGAAAGAAAAGACUCGCCCAGAACACUCCUCUGUCUACGCGAUCACCCCAACCACAGACUCUGCUGAACACAAGGAGGCUACAAAGCCGGUCCAGCGAGUCAAGGUCAGCUCAUCAACAGCCGAGGUCUUUGCGACCCUCUUCAACAAGACUCGAUCACGAGGAUCUGUUAACUGGUCGUCUUUCGAGGCGGCCAUGUCUGAGCUGGGAUUCUCGGUCCUACCACGAUUUGGAUCAGUUUACAUGUUCAGACCCUCCGAGAACAUGGAUAUCAAGAGGCCUGUUAGCAUUCACCGACCGCAUCAGUCGCAGAUCGAGGGUCAUUUGAUCUUGAUUUUGGCGAGACGCUUGAAUCGGGCUUAUGGAUGGAGUGAAGAUUCUUUUGUCACAGAGUAA